AUGCUUAAUACAAGUGCCGCUCUCCAAGGAGGUAAAAUAUCAAGGGAGGAGUUCCGACGACAGAAGGAUCUCGAUGCCGCUCGUAAGGCAGGUACCGCACCGGCAGCCGUGGAUGAAGAGGGAAAUGCUAUCAAUCCUCAUAUACCCGAAUAUAUCACCAAAGCACCAUGGUACGCUGAUACAGGUAAGCCGUCAUUGGCACAUCAACGUAUCGGGAAAAUCGAUGGACCGGCUCUGAAGAUGGAUGAAUGGUAUGAGAGAGGAGUGAAAGCCGGACCUGCAGCCAAGAAAUAUCGUAAAGGUGCUUGUGAGAAUUGUGGUGCCAUGACACACAAGAAACAAGAUUGUUUAGAAAGACCAAGGAAAAAAGGAGCGAAAUUCACGAACAAAAACAUAGCACCUGAUGAAGUCAUACAGAAUUUCGAAAGUGAUUAUGAUUCAAAACGAGAUAGAUGGAAUGGGUAUGAUCCCACAUCGUACAAAAAUAUCGUUGAUGAGUAUGAAGCUACCGAAGCAGCAAGAAAAAAAUUUAGAGAAGAAGAAAUCGAUAAUCAAACUUCAACAGAUAUGUCAACUGCUAAGAAAUUAGCCAAAAAAGAAAAAGAUCAAAAAGGAAAUGACGAUGAUGAAGAUUUCGGCUCAAGUGAUGAGGAUGAUGAAGAUGAAGACAAAUACGCAGAAGCAGCAGAUCAAAUAGGUCAAAAAUUAGAUACGAAAACGAGAAUCACGGUUAGAAAUUUGCGUAUCAGAGAAGAUACAGCUAAAUAUCUACACAACUUGGACGCAGAAUCGGCUUAUUACGAUCCGAAGACUAGAUCAAUGAGAGAUGCUCCUGUACAAGGUAUGGCUCCUGAGGAUAUGAAAUUCGCAGGAGACAAUUUCGAACGAUUUUCAGGCGAUGCUACCAAUAUUCAAAAGUUACAAAUGUUCGCAUGGCAAUCUUCAUCACGUGGUAACAAUGUACACAUGCAAGCGAAUCCUACAGCUGGAGAAUUGCUGCAUAAAGAGUUUCAAGAGAAGAAGGAAGUGCUCAAAGAUACAAGUAAAGUGUCUAUCUUGGCUAGAUAUGGUGGUGAAGAGCAUUUGGAAAGAUUACCCAGGGAAUUGUUGAACGGUCAAACGGAAGAUUAUGUCGAAUAUUCGAGAUCAGGUCAAGUCGUUAAAGGCAGAGAGAAAGCUACGGCCAGAUCUAAAUAUGAAGAAGAUGUACACACCAACAAUCAUACAGCCGUAUGGGGAUCUUUUUACGAUAUCACCAAUGGCUCAUGGGGAUUUGCAUGUUGUCAUUCAUUACUAUCAGGAUCUUAUUGUACUGGAGAAGCCGGUAAAAACGCCAAUUCAUCUUCUUCGGUACAAGCAUUACUUGAUUCAGCAGCUAAAGUCAGAGCUAUAGAAGAAGCAGGAGAGAAAGAAAGGAAAUCAUUAGCAGAACAACAUAUGGAAGAUAUCGCAUCUGGCAAAAAGAAGAAGGAAAGAGAUUCAAACGUACCCACAUAUGGUGGUAGACCAGAUGAUUCGUUAGAUGAUGUUGAAUUAGAUAAAGAUCGUCUCCAGAAAGCAUUGGCAGAUGAAAAGAAAAGGAAGAAUAUGGAUGAAGGUCAAGCUUGGGAAAAAAGUAAGAAAGGUAAAACGGAAGUCACGCAAGAAGAAAUGGAGGCAUACAGAUUAUCGAGAUCAGGUUAUGAUGAUCCGAUGGCUAAUUACAAGGAUCCGGAGGAUGUGUAA
Messenger RNA from Kwoniella shivajii, 1725 nucleotides. RefSeq names its product pre-mRNA-splicing factor SLU7. Bases 1 to 1725 code for a protein of 574 amino acids. The record is from RefSeq and is a predicted model, not a curated record. The transcript is spliced from 6 exons. Lineage: Eukaryota; Fungi; Basidiomycota; Tremellomycetes; Tremellales; Cryptococcaceae. Gene Ontology annotation, biological process: mRNA splicing, via spliceosome. Gene Ontology annotation, cellular component: spliceosomal complex. Gene Ontology annotation, molecular function: pre-mRNA 3'-splice site binding.